This is a messenger RNA of Hevea brasiliensis (rubber tree), 996 nucleotides long. RefSeq lists its product as uncharacterized. The transcript is spliced from 2 exons. Lineage: Eukaryota; Viridiplantae; Streptophyta; Magnoliopsida; Malpighiales; Euphorbiaceae. The record is from RefSeq and is a predicted model, not a curated record. Bases 259 to 831 code for a protein of 190 amino acids.
CUAGCAAGGAAAGAUGAUAUUUUGAAAGAAAUGAAAGCGCAGGGCAUCUGGAAGAAGCCUUCAAAUCCAAGGCAAAUAAACGAAUUAGGGAAAGUAGAAAGAAAGAGAAGAAUCCAAUUCAACUCCAAAGAAAGAAGCUUGUGUUAUACAAAGUUUAAAAUUCAUCAUCUUUUCUUUAUUCCUACAGUGGAUAUAUAUUCUCAUCUCCAUCAAUUGCGAGGAUGUAAGAUGUUCUUUAAUCUAGCUCGAUAGCUAUCCAUGGCCUUUCUCAAAUUUGGCCUCCUUCUUCUUGCCAUUUUCUUGCUUUCUUCUCCAGUGCACUGUGACGAUGGCGAAGGUGAUCUUCUGAAAUGCCUCAACUGUCACAGGGCAUUCUUAGACCUCCCAGCUUUCGUCAAGAACAAGGAAGCAGAAUGUCUGGCAAGUGAAGUUGCUAAAGAUCUAGAGGAGAAAAAAUGUGAAGAGGCCAGUGGCAGCAACCCGUAUCAGUUAGCCAACCAUACUGACUUAUUAUCCAAGUGUGGCAUUAACGUUAGCCACUCCAGAGAUGGUGUGGUGUUGCCUGUUUGCGUGCCCAACUUGGAUUCAAUUGAAGUGUUUACUAAUUACACUCGCACCCAGUUCGCUAAGUACAUAAACGAUUCCAAGUUUGCUGAAGCUGGACUCGGUUGCAAAGGUAAUUGGAUGGUGGCCGUUUUGAGCACAGCCACCUCAGAAGGUGACUUUGCAGGAGCCAAUAGUUUGGUUUCCAUGAUUGGUUUUGGUCAUUGCUUGAUAUCUUUCUUGUUGGGGAUGCUUGUCUUUGCUGAAGUGCCUUUGGGAUGGUGGUAAUUAAUUCCCACGAGGGGCAUGAAGAUUUCAACUCAUUGCCUUGUCAUGAAUAAGGAAAUACACUCUUACUUGCUUAAUUAUAUUAGGCUACAUUGGUUGAAUGUAUUAAUUGUGAUUUAUAUGUUGUAUUGAUAAUUUAUGAUUUUAAUGUGUAUGAUAUAAUAA